Cebus imitator (Panamanian white-faced capuchin) is the source of this 1849-nucleotide messenger RNA. It is a transcript of the gene CHRNA5, whose product is annotated as cholinergic receptor nicotinic alpha 5 subunit. The record is from RefSeq and is a predicted model, not a curated record. Gene Ontology annotation, cellular component: synapse; neuron projection; postsynaptic membrane. The transcript is spliced from 6 exons. Bases 185 to 1315 code for a protein of 376 amino acids. Gene Ontology annotation, biological process: chemical synaptic transmission; regulation of membrane potential; signal transduction. NCBI's taxonomy places the organism in Eukaryota, Metazoa, Chordata, Mammalia, Primates, Cebidae. Gene Ontology annotation, molecular function: transmembrane signaling receptor activity; acetylcholine-gated monoatomic cation-selective channel activity.
GGGCGCGCAGGUAGGAUCAUCUGAACCUUCUUCUAUUGCAGAACAUGAAAAUAGUUUACUUAAGAAUUUAUUUCAAGGCUGUGAAAGAUGGGUUCGUCCUGUGGAACACCUGAAUGACAAAAUAAAAAUAAAGUUUGGACUUGCAAUAUCUCAACUGGUGGAUGUGGAUGAGAAAAAUCAGUUAAUGACAACAAAUGUCUGGUUGAAACAGGAAUGGAUAGAUGUAAAAUUAAGAUGGAAUCCUGAGGACUAUGGUGGAAUUAAAGUUAUACGUGUCCCUUCAGACUCUGUCUGGACACCUGACAUCGUUUUGUUUGAUAACGCAGAUGGACGUUUUGAAGGGACCAGUACGAAAACAGUCAUCAGAUACAAUGGCACUGUCACCUGGACUCCACCAGCAAACUACAAAAGUUCCUGUACCAUCGAUGUCACGUUUUUCCCAUUUGAUCUACAGAACUGUUCCAUGAAAUUUGGUUCUUGGACUUAUGAUGGAUCGCAGGUUGAUAUAAUUCUAGAGGACCAAGAUGUAGACAAGAGGGAUUUUUUUGAUAAUGGAGAAUGGGAGAUAGUGAGCGCAACGGGGAGCAAAGGAAACAGAACCGACAGCUGUUGCUGGUAUCCGCAUGUCACUUACUCAUUUGUAAUCAAGAGCCUGCCUCUCUUUUAUACCUUGUUUCUUAUAAUACCCUGUAUCGGGCUCUCAUUUUUAACUGUACUUGUCUUCUAUCUUCCUUCAAAUGAAGGUGAAAAGAUUUGUCUCUGCACAUCAGUUCUUGUCUCUUUGACCGUCUUCCUGCUGGUUAUUGAAGAGAUCAUACCCUCAUCUUCAAAAGUCAUACCUCUGAUUGGAGAGUGUCUGGUAUUUACCAUGAUUUUUGUGACACUGUCAAUUAUGGUAACCGUCUUCGCUAUCAACAUUCAUCAUCGUUCUUCCUCAACACAUAAUGCCAUGGCACCUUGGGUGCGCAAGAUAUUUCUUCACAAGCUUCCCAAGCUGCUUUGCAUGAGAAGUCAUGCGGAUAGGUACUUCACUCAGAAGGAGCAAACUGAGAGCAGGAGCGGACCAGAAUCUUCUAGAAACACAAUGGAAGCUGCGCUCGAUUCUAUUCGCUACAUUACAAGACACAUCAUGAAGGAAAAUGAUGUCCGUCAGGUUGUUGAAGAUUGGAAAUUCAUAGCCCAGGUUCUUGAUCGGAUGUUUCUGUGGACUUUUCUUUUCGUUUCAAUUGUUGGAUCUCUUGGGCUUUUUGCUCCUGUAAUUUAUAAAUGGGCAAAUAUAAUAAUACCAGUUCAUAUUGGAAAUGCAAAUAAGUGAAGCCUCCCAAGGGACUGAAGCAUACAUUUAGUUAUCACACAUAUAUCUUAUGGCAUCUACAAAAUUAUGAAAAUGUAAGUUAUGUGUUAAAUUUGGUGCAAGCUAUAACAGAUUAAUAGUUGCCAACCUCAAUAUAUGUUAAUAGAUGAUCCAUUAGAACAGUUGCCUGUAUGAAUGAAUAACUGAUGAGAUAACAUUUGAUCUUCUAAAAAUAGCAGCAAAAUAUUAUCCAAACUGUGCUAGUGAAAAAUCUAGUAUUUGUAUCCUGGCGAAGAAUACUAAUUUGUAAUCAACAGUAAAGCUCAUCCUUUGACUGUGCUGGAAAAUUCCAGCUGUAUUUGAAGACUGAUUUUAAAACAUUUCUGCAUGUGGUAAAGGUACAUACACUUCCCUGUACUCACUGAGUAACAGCUAAUCUUUAAUAUUAUACUGCUAUAUUUAAAAAGCUGACUACUUGAUAUAAUAAUUACUUAAUGUGAUGCUGCUUUUCCAUAACCAACAUUUUUAAAAUAAAUGAAAAACAGGAACUGGGAA